AUGUCGGAGGUCGGAAGGCCCCAGGGUCUAGUGUUUGACGUUGGAGUGUCAAGCGUCCAGGUGGAUGAUAAGAGCCGCGGGUUCAACAUGUCCAACCUGGCCCGCUCGACGGACACCCGCCUGGACCUGCGCAUGAACCCAGAGAGUGGCCCAUCUGCAGCUGAAUGGCUGCAGGGUGCGUCGGCAGAGGAGAUCGCAUGGGUACUGCGCAAGUACGGCGAUGAUUUCCAGGUGGAACUGGAGGCUGAGAGGAUAGCGCAGUUAAUCUUCGAUGACCAGCAAGAGAAUGGUCCUUUCCAUUCCAUGCAGCGCUUUGCAGAGCUUGUUGGGCAAGCAAAGAUUGUAGGUGGGGAGGAAUUUGAGCAUACGGUUCGAGGCAAGGAGCAUCCGGCCCGUUUGACUGUGCAGGCGAUACGCCUGUUCCUAAACUCCGAGUUGGAGGAAUUGCAAGACGGUCUAGAAUCUGCCUUCCGGAUCUUGGAUGAUGGGGGUCGGUGUCUUGUCACCACCUUCAAGCGCAAGGAGGAGAUGGUGGUCCGAAAAUUCGUGGCCAACCACGAGGAUCCGGAUGAGGCCACUGUGGCUAGAAUCAAAAAGAAAAGGCGGUUGGUGGAGCUCUACCCUCUCAGCGGGACAGAUCUGGACUACGCCGUGCGGCUAGUCUCGCUCCCCUUGAAGCCUGCUACUGGCGAGGUGAGCAUGAACGCGCGGGCACGAUCAGGCCUGCAAAGCUGUGGAGGUUUUGUACUAGCUUUCAAGAAGCUCCAUACUCGUGGCUUCUUGCAGCUAAUGGCAGGCAGAAGGACGGCUAAACAUCAAGAUGCACCUGCAUUUCUGUAUGAAAAAGAAUUGGCAAACCCUGUCCAACACUCCACAAAGCCAGUUGUGAAGUCCUGA
Symbiodinium pilosum is the source of this 897-nucleotide messenger RNA. The record is from the annotation of a GenBank genome assembly. NCBI's taxonomy places the organism in Eukaryota, Dinophyceae, Suessiales, Symbiodiniaceae.